CCUCACUAAAAAAUGUUGCGAUAAGCGAUACGGCGGCCCCACACCGCCGCAGUAUUACCCGCGUCAUGCCUCCCUUGCAACAUCGACAUGGUCAGCUCACCUCGUUUUCUUCUCUCAUCUAUCUCCUGAAUGUGAACAUAGGUUCUGCAAAGAUGGCAAUUAUUCCACGGUCCUUGCGUGGUCUGUUGCUAGUAUUUACUGUUUUGAUGAUUCUUUUACCGCCCAGCAAUGCGGUCCAGCCACAGGAACCGCUACGAGCUGCUAUAGAUGUGCCCAAGCGGGUGGCUGUCAUCGGAGCCGGUGCUGGGGGCUCUUUUGCUGCAUACGAGCUCCGCAAACUUGCGGAUGAGUUUGGGAUCCCACUCGACGUUACGGUCUACGAGCGUGCCUCAUACAUCGGAGGACGCUCGACAACAGUGAACGUAUUUGAUCAUCCGGCAUACCCAAUCGAAUUGGGGGCCUCAAUCUUCGUCAAGGUCAAUGAAAACCUGGUCAAUGCCUCGCGUGACCUGGGUCUUAUUGUCAGUGCUGCCGACCAUGCGCGGCCCCGGGAAUCCGAUGAAUCGAUCGGUAUUUGGGACGGCAAGCAGUUUGUGUUUAAUAUGAAGAACUCCUAUAGCUGGUGGAAUCUUGCUCGACUUUUCUGGCGAUAUGGAAUGGCUCCGCUACGCACGCAGAACCUGAUGAAGGACAUCGUGGGCAAGUUCCUGCGUCUAUACGAGGAGCCCCUCUUUCCGUUCCAGUCGCUGUCGGAGGCUGCCGCUGCGGUGGGCUUGCUUAACGCUACUGCGUCGACGGGUGAUGAGUUUCUUGCAAUGAAUUCGAUCCCCUCGUUAUUCUCUCGGGAGAUCAUUCAAGCAAGUACUCGCGUCAAUUAUGGCCAGAAUUUAGGCUUGAUUCACGGCUUAGAGUCAAUGGUCUGCAUGGCUACGGAUGGGGCUGUAUCCAUCGAUGGUGGAAAUUGGCGAAUCUUUGACGGCGCUGUCAAAGCUGCAAAGGCCGAUAUCAGAUUGGAUACUACCGUCACUGGAAUCGUCCGCAAUGAUGACCGGACUAUCCAGAUCACAUCGCACCCCAGUGCUAAGAGUGACUCUGCGCAGCAGAUUGAUGAGACAAAGUUCGAUGAAGUCAUCAUUGCUGGGCCCCUGCAGUAUUCUGGCAUUUCCAUAUCCCCGCCACUGGAGCACAUCCCAGACGAGAUUCCAUAUGUGAAGUUGCAUGUCACUCUUCUUGCUUCACCUCAUCGAAUCUCCCCAAAGUAUUUUGGACUUGACGGGAAGAAGGAUGAAGUUCCAGAAACUAUUCUCACAACACUUCCCGAGGGCCUGGAUCUAGGACAGAACCCGCACGGCGCCGGACCCGCUGAAUUCUGGAGCAUCAGUACACUGCAAACAGUGGAUUAUUCAACCGUCAAAGAUGGAGUGGUGCAGCAAGAGGUGCACUACGUGUACAAGAUAUUCUCACCCGAACGACCUACGGCCGAAUUCAUCGCGCAAAUAUUUGACAUUGACUAUCAACAUGACAGCGGCUCGGUAAUUACUCCGCAAGCCAACACCACCAUUGGCGAUCUGCCCAGGACGGAGAUUAGCUGGUUCCAUGAGAAGUUCUGGCAUCCCUAUCCGCUAUUGUACCCGAGAGUGACAUUUGAGGAGACUCUCCUAGCCCCCGGUGUCUGGUACACCAGUGGAAUCGAGAGCUUUAUCUCGACGAUGGAGACUAGCGCCCUGAUGGGCCGGAAUGUUGCCGCGCUCAUGGUACAGUCGUGGAAGAAGCAAGAGGAGAACAAAAGUGGCGCAUCAUCGAGCCUGAAGACGGAGCUCUGAAACAGGACCCGAAUCAUCGUUCUGCAUAGUGUUUCCAGCCAAAGUGUACAGGUUCCGUCUACGCCUUUCGUUCGAAAUGUAAAUGAAGUUGAAAUUGGACUUUGUCUACGCACCUGAAUCAUAAACAGCAUUCGAUUAUUUGACUCUCUGUAUAAACACAGUCUUUUCUUUUAUGCCUAAAAUCUCUCAAAUCUUCAGAUACCACAAAAGACAUGCAGUCAACGGAAGAUGUUUUCAUGUAGACUGUUAUAAUACGACAUAUGCCCCGACCUACUAGUCAAACAUACUAAAAAGACCAAAUAUGCUAGAAAGUUAUAUUCUAGCAUAUGCAGAGAGUAUAUUCGAAAUUAACCGGACGAAGAGCCAUACUCUCACUUCAAGCUCCAAACACAAAAAAUAGGAGUCGAGCCUUGAGCCCGAAGUCCUCCCAAAAGGCCAAGAACGCCCAAACCCGCUAGUGACGCGUAACUCCACUCGCGGCAGUGCAGAUAUCAAGAGACAGAGUGAUGCUAAUUACUCAACACUUUUGCAGCCAGGAUGGUAUAUUAGGUAAAAUAAUAUGUUGAAAGGGACCAUGGCAAAGGACAUGAUGGAAAAAAAAAAUUAUUACACCACUGGUUGAUACACCAAGCUCGUCCCCCCACAUAACACCUACACUCGUGAGUGUCGGUACAUCAGAAAAGAUAUAGGAGAAAGAUAAUACAGAAUUGAUCGUUCAGUCAAAAGAUGGGGGAACUUAUCCGCUGUAAUCCAGGGUGACGGCCAGACGGACUGCACCGGCAACCAGGUUACCACCGAUACCACCCUCGUCGGCGAGAUCAGCGGUGUAGGCAUUGUCGACGGUACCGGCACCAGUGGUAAUGGAGGAGCAAGUGCCGUCGGAGAGAGCACUGCAAAUCUUCAUACCCUGGACGGUGAGAUCGGCGUUCUGGGCCUGGAUAGCGGAAACAUCGAAACCGGACCAGCCAUCGUUGGCGGUAGAGCCGAAGUCGAAUUCACCCCAGGUGGAAGCGUAGCUACCGUAGGAAUUGAGGGGGAUGGAGCCCUUGGCGGCAGCCCAGCCACCCUGGGAGUCGGUGUCGAAGGCGUAGUACUUGGUAGCACCGGCAGCGAGGGUGAAGCUGUGGCAGGCAUUGCCGUACCAGCCGUCCAUCUUGCCAUCGGAGCCGAUCUUGUUCCAGAUCACGACCUUCCAUGCCUCAGUCUCGGAACCCGUGAAUUGAACGACGUACUUGUAGCUGCUGGCUUCGGAGCUGGAAACUUCCAGGAUGUUGCUACCGUAGGGGCUGCCGACGUUGCCGACGUAAGUAUCGCCCGAGCCGGAGGAUUCAGUAGCAGUACCGAAGCCGGUGGUACUGUACUCGCCGCUGGAGGGGACGGAUGUCCAGUCGGCACUGGCGCCAGACGAAGUCGUCGAGGCAGCAGUGGUGGAGGUGGACGAGGCGCUAGUAGAGGUAGAGACCUCGGUCGAGAUGGAAGUGGAAGUUGAAAUCGAAGUGGAAAUCGAAGUGGAAGUCGAAGUCGAGAUGGAAGUGGAAGUUGAGGUCGAAGUAGAGGUAGUCGAGAUCACAGUCGAGGUCGAAGUAGACGAGGGAAUGGACGUCGAGAUGGACGCCAGACUAGUCGAAGUCGACGAAUCACACGGGCAGACAUAGACGGUGUUGGUCGUAGUCAGAGUGAUAGUGCUGCCGGUAUCCUGACGACGAAGAUGGUCUUCAUGAAGGGCGUUGUGACCAUGGCGAGCCACAGCACUGCUGGUCAGGGCUGCCAGCAGCGUGAAAGACUUGGAGAAGUGCAUGAUUUCACUAGAAGAGAUGGAGUUGUUUCAAGACCAAAAAGGCACCACAAGUCUCGAAUUUCGCAAAGAGUCCUCUUGAGCGACGGAGACGCUGCAGGUCAAAUAUGUGUUUCAAAAGAGUGACUGUAUUAAAGAGCGGCACAGCGACUUCGCUGGAGAAAGAAUUGAACGAGCGUGCUGAAGAGAGAGAGCAAGAGAGCAAGAGGGCAAGAGGGUUAGGGGGAGGGGGCCAGACCUCAGUUUUAAUUUGGGUGUGGCCCCCCUCGACGGCGCUGGGAUAGCGAGGCGGGGGCUAUACGUACGCCAGGCGCUAACGAUGGGCUUGGAAGACGCAUGGCCAGCCCUAAGAUGGGGUUUUCGACAAACAUAAUUCUCACGAGAUUCUUAGUCGUUCCGG
Penicillium brasilianum is the source of this 4018-nucleotide messenger RNA. NCBI's taxonomy places the organism in Eukaryota, Fungi, Ascomycota, Eurotiomycetes, Eurotiales, Aspergillaceae. The record is from the annotation of a GenBank genome assembly.